Zychaea mexicana is the source of this 1447-nucleotide messenger RNA. RefSeq lists its product as uncharacterized. The transcript has 3 exons. Bases 68 to 1138 code for a protein of 356 amino acids. The record is from RefSeq and is a predicted model, not a curated record. NCBI's taxonomy places the organism in Eukaryota, Fungi, Mucoromycota, Mucoromycetes, Mucorales, Lichtheimiaceae. Gene Ontology annotation, cellular component: cytoplasm. Gene Ontology annotation, molecular function: glutamine synthetase activity.
GUGUUUUGUUUUCUUCUUCCUUGUUUUCCUAACUACACUCCCCACACCACUCUUCAAUCCACGCACAAUGUCCGUCGUCUCUAACGCCAAGCUUCUCGAAAAGUAUCUUUCCUUGGAACAGCACGGUGCCGUCCAAGUCGAAUAUGUCUGGAUCGACGGUUUCAACAACCUCCGUAGCAAGACCAAGACCGUCACCAAGGUUCCCCAGUCUGCUGCCGAGUUGUCCGAGUGGAACUACGAUGGCUCCUCGACUGGUCAGGCCGAGGGUCACGAUUCCGAUGUCUUGAUCCAGCCCGUUGCCUUGUUCAAUGAUCCCUUCCGUGGCGGCGACAACAAGUUUGUCCUCUGCGAGACCUUCAACCCAGACGGUACUCCCCACAAGAGCAACUACCGCAACGCAUGCAAGAAGAUCAUGGAUGCUCACGCUGACAGCAAGCCUUGGUUCGGUCUUGAGCAGGAAUACAUGUUCAUGGAUCCCCAAACUGAGAAGCCCUAUGGCUGGCCCAAGCUCGGUUACCCUGAACCUCAGGGCAAGUAUUACUGUGGUGUUGGUGCUGGCAAGAUCUUUGGUCGUGACAUUAUUGAAGCCCACUACCGUGCCUGUUUGUACGCAGGUAUCAAGAUCUCGGGUAUCAACGCAGAGGUCUCUGCUUCGCAAUUCGAGUUCCAGGUCGGUCCUUGCCUUGGCAUUGAAGGUGGUGACCACUUGUGGGCUGCCCGCUACUUGUUGGAGCGCGUAGCUGAGGACUUUGGUAUUGCUGUCACUAUCCACCCCAAGCCUAUCAAGGGUGACUGGAACGGUGCUGGUUGCCAUACCAACUUCUCCACCGAGGAGAUGCGCCAGGAAGGUGGUAUCGUUGCCAUCGAGAGCGCCAUCAAGAAGAUGGCCAAGCGUCACAUGGAACACAUUGCUGUCUAUGGUGAGGACAACGACCAGCGUUUGACCGGCAGACACGAAACUGGCCACAUUGAAACCUUCAACUACGGCGUUGCCAACCGUGGUGCUUCCAUUCGUAUUCCCCGCCAAGUCGGCAAGGAGGGCAAGGGCUACCUCGAGGACAGACGCCCCGCUUCCAACAUCGACCCUUACCGCGUCACCGGCAUCAUUGUCGAGUCCACUUUCUGGCCCGAGAACUAAAUCCAUCUCCUAUUGUCACACUCUAAAAAAGCUCUUUCUCUCUUAAAUCAUCUACCCACAUAUUAUUAACUUCUUUGAUUUUGUACAGACAUGUUCCCUUACACACAUCUCACAUUUCCUUCUCUUAUCGUUCUCCUUUCUUCCAUAUUCUUUUUGUAUAGUUUAUAGUUUUUCUUUUAUUUCCUAUUCCUUUUAACUCUAGAGAAAACACGCAUACCAAAUUCAAGCAUGUGAACGAAAUAUAUUUUACAUACAUCUCUUUUCUUAUCUCUAUUAUCUCUAUAUUUUCUUCAUUUGGACUCAGUCACU